Molecule: messenger RNA, 6576 nt
Organism: Protobothrops mucrosquamatus (brown spotted pit viper)
Lineage: Eukaryota; Metazoa; Chordata; Lepidosauria; Squamata; Viperidae
Gene: OBSL1
Product: obscurin like 1
Exons: 26
Coding region: 1-6576 (2191 amino acids)
Molecular function (GO): protein binding
Source: RefSeq, a predicted model, not a curated record
AUGUUGAUGAAGGUCCCCGACCUGAGCUGUAUCCUCCCUCGGCUGGCAAUGGAUGCUUUUGGUGGAGCUCCCCGAUUCCUUGCCUCUCCUCGUACUUUCUCAGUCCAAAGUGGCACAAAUGCCAUUCUGAAAUGGCAGGUGGCCGGGGAGCCACGUCCCACCAUUGUCUGGGAGAAAGACGGCUCUGUGCUGGAACUGCCCUCUGGCCGGAUGCUUGUUGAGGUGAACGGGGAUGCAUACAGCCUGAUGGUCUCUCAGGCUGGCCCAGCAGACAGUGGCCGCUAUGUGUGCAAAGCAAAGAACAGUGUGGGUGAAACCUACGCAGCUGCUCUGCUGAAAGUGGAGACAGAGUCUGAACUGAAACCUAAUGGAGAUCUUGAUUGUCAGCCGCCCAUCUUCCUGAAUAGGCCUGUCUCAGCAUGUGUGACCCGGGGAGAAGAUGUGACUUUUGCCUGUAGGGUCUCGGGGCAGCUUGAAUGGGAAAAAGAUGGACGCAAAUUAUCAGACAUCUUUGAGAGUAGCCAUUACAAAAUGGAUGUAGAGCCUGGGGACUGUCAUUUUCUGCACAUCUAUAAUGCCCGAUUGCCAGAUGCUGGGGUCUAUGUCUGCCGAGCACAGAACAGCUUUGGGGAGACCAUGGCUGCAGCUGUGCUCCUGAUAGACCCUGUGGCAUGUCUUCCUCAUAACGACCCAUCUCAGAGGGCUCCCCAAAGCUGCCAUUUCAAGAAGCCACCCGAGUCAAAAGAGGGUAAGAGGCAUCUACAUCACCCUGCACAGAUUGUGUUGUCUGAAGGCAGGCAGAAUGGAGAAGUGCUUCCCAGCUUCCCCCCUACAAAGUCUUUUACUGUGAAUGAAGGGAAGCAUGCCAAGUUCCGCUGCUACGUCAUUGGCAAGCCCAAGCCAGAGAUUGUCUGGCAGAAGGAUGGGAAGAUGUUGUCCGCUGGAAGGAGACAUCUGCUCUAUGAAGACAGAGAGGGCUACUUCAUCCUUAAGGUGCUGUACUGCACAGCACGAGAUUGUGGACUCUAUGUGUGCACAGCCUGCAACACUGCUGGCCAGACACUCAGCGCUGUGAGACUCCAUGUCAGAGAACCCCAGCUACGAUUCCAGGCACCUUUGAUGGAUGUCGAAGUGAUGGAACAUCAAGAUGCCAUCUUAGAGUGCCAAGUGCCUCUAGAGACAAUGCCUACAGCAUGGUACCUUGAAGACAAGCGCCUGCAACCCAGUCCCAAGUACCUGAUGGAGGAGCAGGGCCUACUAAGGCGGCUGACAGUGCGGGAUGCCCGGGCCGAUGAUGACGGCAUCUACUUGUGUGAGAUGGAAGGCAAGGGCCGCAGCAUUGGGGAGCUCUCUGUGCAAGGUCUCAUUGUGAAGCGCUUGCCACGAAAAUUGGAUGUGAUGGAAGGAGAAAAUGCAGCCUUCUAUGUGGAGACCCGGGAAUCUGUGGAAGCACCAAGUUGGGGCCGAAAUGGGCAAGAACUGGUUGAGGCACCGCAUACGCUCAUCAGGAGCUUUGGGAAAACACAUAUUUUGGUACUGGUACAUGUGUCACGGCAUGAUGCUGGAGUCAUCACUUUCAUGGCGGGCGACUCACAAACCUCAGCACAGCUUCGUGUCAAAUGUGCCAAAAGGAUUCCACCAAAUGCACCCGUGGAAGUAAAGAUGUGCACCACACGUAGCAAUGCCGCCCUCCUGAUGUGGUGCCCACCACCAGAUCUGCAUCAUAGCCCACCAAGCAGCUACAUCCUUGAGAGGCAGACUGUAGGAGAGGCUGAGUGGGUGCCUUGUCUAACCACUGAUGUCGCUAGCAUGGUUGAAGUUCCGGGGGAUGGCGUGCCCCAGGAGGCUGACUACCGCUUCCGUGUAUGCUCUGCCAAUCAGUAUGGGUGCAUGCCCAGAGCCCAUGUAAAAGAGGGACUGCAAGAUGUGAUGGUUUGUAUCAACGAGGAUGCCAUUUUUUCAGUGAAGCUUUCAGCUCCCAUGUCUGGUUGCUGGUUCCUCAGAGGGAAGAAGCUGGCAAAGGAAGAGGAAGACCAGCAAUACCACAUCAUACACAGUGAAGUGAACCACACAUUGCAGGUCAAAAAUGUGCAGUUAUCUGCUAAUGGCUCCGAAGUGCGAUUUGAAGCCAAUGGUGUGAAAGAAUCGGCAGUGUUACAUGUGCAAGAACCUCCUGUGAAGGUUGUUCAUUCCAAUUCCAAAGAAGCUCACAACUACAAAGUUGCGGAUCGUGUGGUGCUAUCCUGUGAGUUAUCCCACCCUGAUGUCAAUGUGCGUUGGUAUAAGGAUGGAGAAACUGUGAAAGAAAGCAAGGACCUCCUGAUGGAAAACAUAGGACCUCACCACCAUUUGAUAAUCCCCUCAGCCCAGGUGCCAGAUACAGGGGAAUUUGUAUGUGACAUUGGUAGAGAGUCUGUCUUUUUCAACAUCAUUGUUGCAGAACCUCCUGUGAAGGUUGUUCAUUCCAAUUCCAAAGAAGCUCACAACUACAAAGUUGCGGAUCGUGUGGUGCUAUCCUGUGAGUUAUCCCACCCUGAUGUCAAUGUGCGUUGGUAUAAGGAUGGAGAAACUGUGAAAGAAAGCAAGGACCUCCUGAUGGAAAACAUAGGACCUCACCACCAUUUGAUAAUCCCCUCAGCCCAGGUGGCGGAUACAGGGGAAUUUGUAUGUGACAUUGGUAGAGAGACUGACCGGUUUGAAUGCCUUGCNGAGGAAAACCAGGGCCUCUUGCUGGAGAACGAGGGCCCACACUGCCGGCUGAUGCUUGUCUCUGCCCAAGUUCAAGAUACAGGAGAGUUUGUCUGUGAUGCAGGUGAUGACUCUGCCUUCUUCAACAUCACUGUCAGAGAGCCACCUGUCCAGGUGGUGUGCUCCAAUGCAGACGAGGCUCACACCUACUGGGCUUUAGAAAGAGUAAGUUUGACCUGUGAGCUGUCUCGCCCUACCGCUCUCGUGCACUGGUACAAGGAUGGGAAACAAGUAGAAGAAACGGAGGGUCUGCAGCUGGAAACUGAAGGGCCUCAUUGCCGCCUGAUCAUUGCCUCAGCCCAGGUGCAACACACAGGAGAAUUUGUAUGCGAUGUGGGAGAUGAUUCUGUCCUUUUCACUGUAACUGUUUCAGACCAUCCCGUGAGGAUCAUACACUCCAAUGACGAAGAGAGCCACGCCUAUCAGGUUGCAGAACGUGUAGAAUUGUCCUGUGAGCUUUCUCGUCCUGAUGGCCCUGUACAUUGGUACAAGGAUGGAGAAGAGGUGGAAGAAAAUGAGGGGCUCCUGCUGGAGAGUGAGGGCCCCAACCGUCGGCUGGUCAUUCCUUCAGUUCAAGUACAAGAUUCUGGGGAGUUUGUGUGUGAUGCAGGUGGCGAUUCGGCAUUCUUCAACAUUACCGUCACAGAACCACUUGUGCAAAUUGUGCAGUCCAAUGCAGAGGCUGUUCAUGCUUAUCAGACCUCGGACCGUGUGGUGCUGACCUGCGAGCUGUCUUGCCCCAAUGCCUCCGUCCAAUGGUACAAAGAUGGGGAGGAAUUAGAAGAAGGUGAAGGCUUGCUGUUUGAGAGUGACGGACCCCACCGACGACUCGUCCUUCCCUUAGCGCAAGUGCAAGAUACUGGCGAGUUUGUGUGUGAUGCAGGUGGUGACUCUGCUUUCUUCAAUGUUACAGUUGUAGAUGUUGCAGUUUGCUGGUAUAAAGAUGGGAAGGAGGUGGUGGAAAACAAUGGUUUCUUGCUGGAAAAUGAAGGAUUCCAUCAUUGUCUGGUCAUCCCUGCUGCCCAGAAACACGAUACAGGACAGUAUAUGUGUGAUGCUGCUGGAAAUUCCAUAUUUUUCAAUGUUACCAUCACCGAGCCUCUGGUGCAGAUUUUGCAGCCAGCUGAACGUUCACUGGAGAAGCAGGUGCAGGAAUUUGACUGCCUAGAGUUGAACUGCAUAGUGUCCAUUCCUGAUGCCCCGGUGCGUUGGUUCAAAGAUGGCCUGGAGGUGGAUGAGACACACAACCUGUUGCUUCAGGCAGAAGGUGCAGAACGUCGCCUGGUGAUCUUGAGGACAAGUGUGGAAGAUGCUGGGGAAUACAUCUGUGAGACCAAGGAUGAAUCUGUUUCCUUUGAUGUCACGGUUUCAGAGCCCCCUGUGAAGAUCUUGCAGCCGCGCAGGACUCCCUCUGUCCUGAGGGCCUCAACGGGGGAGACGGUGACUCUGGCCUGUGUGCUCUCCCAUGGGAAUGCGCCUGUCCACUGGGUUAAGGACGGUGUCACAAUAGAGGCCAACAGCGGCCUCAUCCUGGAGGAAGAGGGUGCCCGGCGGUGUUUGGCCAUCCCUGCAGCUGGCCCAGAGCAUUCUGGGAAAUACAUCUGCCACACUGUUGAUGAUACCAUGACCUUCACCGUCCAGGUGUCUGAUCCUCCAGUUCAAAUAGUGGGACGAGAUGAGCUGCAAACUCACCACCAUUGCUUGGUUUCUGAAGACCUGGUGCUCUCCCUAACACUGUCUUGCUCCAAAGGAGAGCUGAAGUGGUACAAGGAUGGGGAAAAACUGCAGGACACAGAACGUUUGUGGUUGGAACAAGAUGGAGCACGACAUUCAUUGGUGAUUUCAGCCGUGGAAAUCUCUGAUGCUGGGGAGUAUCUGUGUGACAGUGGUGAUGAUAGCCUCAUCUUCCAUGUCAUGGUGGAAGUCCCUAGGUUGGUGGAUAUAAUUUCUGAGCUGCACAAUUUAACCGUGUUAGAAGGGGAUGAUGCCACCUUCAAAGUGGUGAUAUGUCCAGAUGAUGUCAGGUUGAAUUGGCAGCUGAAUGGACAAGAUGUAGUGAAUAGUGAGCGGUUGACCCUAGCCAAGAACGGGUUAUGCCAUUCCCUCAUCAUACGACAAUGCCGCUUGAGUGACACCGGCAUAGUCACCGUCCGUGCGGAAGGUCUGUCGAGUUCAGGCAGACUCAGUGUGCAAGAGGCUCAGGUGCUGUUUGUGCAGACAUUGUGUGAUUUGGCGGCUGAGGAGGGGCAGGAUGUUCGCUUGGAAGUGGAACUGAGCGUGGAGAGUGCGGAGGUGCAGUGGAUGAAGCAAGGCGUCUUACUCCAGCAGAAUCCAAGAUACUCCAUGGAGGUACAAGGGCCAAAAAGGGCCCUUACCAUCCAUCACAUUGAGCUUGCUGACCGAGGCACCUAUCGCUGUGAGAGCCUGCAUGAUCGCACCCAAGCCAGACUGAGUGUGGAACCCCGGAAAGUGAUAGUGAAGAAACCGCUGUUGGAUGUGGAGACAUUGGAAAAGGAGACAGUGACCUUUGAGCUUGAGCUAUCUCACCCCAAUGUAUUGGGGGUCUGGACGCGUGAUGGCAUCCGUGUGAAGCCUAGUUCCACCUGCCAAAUGAGUGCCACUGGUUGCAUGCACAGCCUGACGCUGCAAAGGCUCACACUAGAUGACACAGGAACUGUGGCCUUCACUGCUGAUACUGUGAGGAGCUGUGCCCGCCUUACGGUCCGAGAGCCACCAGUUACAAUGCUGCGCUUGCCCCAGGACUUGGGAAUUCCCGAGACAGGCUCAGCAACAUUUGAGUGUGAACUGUCACGACCCAUGGCUGAGGUGAAGUGGUACAAGGAUGGCAAGGAGAUCCAGGUGAGCCCCAAUUGCCGCAUAUAUUCAGUGGGACGUCGGCGCCUCCUGCAGCUCAACCAUUGCAGCCUUGAAGAUGCUGGCGAAUAUAUAUGUGAUGCUGGUGACUGCCGAGCUUCCGCCAAACUGAGGGUCUUUGAACGUCAAGUCCAGAUUGUGCGAGAGCUGGAGGAUGUCCGUGUGCAGGAGAACGAGAAUGCUGUCUUCAUAUGUGAGGUCUCCCUAGCGGAGGUGAAAGGUGAAUGGUAUCACAAUGGAGAGAGGCUCAAAGUCACCAGCACUGUGAAAAUACGGCAGGAAGGAACCCGCCACUUCCUGCUUUUGACUUCUGCCCGCCCUGAGGACACAGGCCAGGUCCGUUUUGUGGCGAAGAGAGCUACUUCCGAAGCCAGGCUGGAAGUGGAAGCAUUGCCAAUUCGUAUUGUGAAGCCACUUCGGGAUAAAACUGUACUGGUGCGUCACAAAGCCACACUGGAAUGUACAGUGUCUCAGGCUCGGGGACGUGUGCGCUGGUUUCGGGGUGACACAGAGAUCUUUGCUGGGCCUAAGUAUGAGAUCUGCAAUUUGGAUUGUUACCGAACUCUGGUUAUUCACUGUGUGGAGCCUGCAGAUGAAGGCCUGUAUACCUGUGAUGCCCUGGAUGAUCAUUCCACAGCCCGCCUGCUAGUGGAAGCUGAAGGAAUCCAGGUGGUCCAACCUCUGAAGAAUGUGGAAGUGAUGGCUCCCUCCGAGGCUCAGUUUGAGUGUGAAAUAUCUGCCCCUCCAGACUUCAUUCCCCAGUGGAGCCUCAAUGGGGAGGAGCUGCAGCCUGGCUUGCAGCUGCAAAUGGAGAACACGGGACACCUCCAUAAAUUGAGGUUCUGCAGGACUAAUCCUAACAUGAGUGGGAUGGUGAAGAUUACCAUUGGUAAUGCCCGGUCCAAAGCCCAUCUCACAGUGCGAGGAUUCCUCAACACUGGCCAUGCUAGCUAG